This is a messenger RNA of Lemur catta (Ring-tailed lemur), 1678 nucleotides long. RefSeq names its product corticotropin releasing hormone receptor 1 (gene CRHR1). Gene Ontology annotation, molecular function: corticotropin-releasing hormone binding; G protein-coupled peptide receptor activity; corticotrophin-releasing factor receptor activity. Gene Ontology annotation, biological process: cell surface receptor signaling pathway; adenylate cyclase-activating G protein-coupled receptor signaling pathway. Gene Ontology annotation, cellular component: neuron projection; plasma membrane. Bases 230 to 1477 code for a protein of 415 amino acids. The transcript is spliced from 13 exons. The record is from RefSeq and is a predicted model, not a curated record. Lineage: Eukaryota; Metazoa; Chordata; Mammalia; Primates; Lemuridae.
CGGCGGCCAGACUUCCCUGGGAAGGGGCGAGCGACAGCCAGGCCGGGCUGGGCUUCGGGGCCGGGGAGCGCGGGGCCGGGGAGCGCGGAGCCGGGCACCUCCGCACCGGGCAGCGACAGAGGAGCCCGGCCGCCCACCCCGUGCCGCCCGAGCCCACGACCGCCGGCUGGCUCCUCUGGGAUGUCCGAGGGACCCAGGCACCCAGGACAGUAACCGAGCGAGCCCGAGGAUGGGACGGCACCCGCAGCUCUGUCUCGUCAAGGCCCUUCUCCUCCUGGGGCUGAACCCCGUGUCUGCCUCCCUCCAGGACCAGCACUGCGAGAGCCUGUCUCUGGCCAGCAACAUCUCAGGACUGCAGUGCAACGCGUCCGUGGACCUCAUUGGCACCUGCUGGCCCCGGAGUCCCGCAGGGCAGCUGGUGGUUCGGCCCUGUCCCGCCUUUUUCUAUGGUGUCCGCUACAACACCACAAACAACGGCUACCGGGAGUGCCUGGCCAACGGCAGCUGGGCUGCCCGCGUGAACUACUCUGAGUGCCAGGAGAUCCUCAAUGUGGAGAAAAAGAGCAAGGUGCACUACCAUGUUGCUGUCAUCGUCAACUACCUGGGCCACUGCAUCUCCCUGCUGGCCCUCCUGGUGGCCUUUGUCCUCUUUCUGCGGCUCAGAAGCAUCCGGUGCCUGCGGAACAUCAUCCACUGGAACCUCAUCUCAGCCUUCAUCCUGCGCAACGCCACCUGGUUCGUGGUGCAGCUCACCAUGAGCCCCAAGGUCCACCAGAGCAAUGUGGGCUGGUGCAGGCUGGUGACAGCCGCCUACAACUAUUUCCACGUGACCACCUUCUUCUGGAUGUUCGGUGAGGGCUGCUACCUGCACACGGCCAUCGUGCUCACCUACUCCACCGACCGGCUGCGCAAGUGGAUGUUCAUCUGCAUCGGCUGGGGUGUGCCUUUCCCCAUCAUUGUGGCCUGGGCCAUUGGGAAGCUGUACUAUGACAAUGAGAAGUGCUGGUUCGGCAAGCGGCCUGGGGUGUACACCGACUACAUCUACCAGGGGCCCAUGAUCCUGGUCCUGCUGAUCAAUUUCAUCUUCCUUUUCAACAUCGUCCGCAUCCUCAUGACCAAGCUCCGGGCGUCCACCACCUCUGAGACCAUUCAGUACAGGAAGGCAGUGAAGGCCACUCUGGUGCUGCUCCCACUCCUCGGCAUCACGUACAUGCUGUUCUUCGUAAACCCCGGGGAGGAUGAAGUCUCCCGGGUCGUCUUCAUCUACUUCAACUCCUUCCUGGAAUCCUUCCAGGGCUUCUUCGUGUCUGUGUUCUACUGUUUCCUCAACAGUGAGGUCCGCUCUGCCAUCCGAAAAAGGUGGCACCGGUGGCAGGACAAGCACUCGAUCCGCGCCCGGGUGGCCCGCGCCAUGUCCAUCCCCACGUCCCCCACCCGUGUCAGCUUUCACAGCAUCAAGCAGUCCACAGCAGUCUGAGCUGCAGGGCCGUGGAGCUGCCCCCUGAGAGCUGUGGCUGGGGGGUGACAGCCAGGCUCACUGACCACCUGUCUGUGGAGGCGACCUGCUCCUUCCCACGCCCUCCCCGCCAGGAGCAUCUGGCACGAGAGCCUGGGGGGGCCGCGCUCCACCCUCCGCCGAGCAGGAGUUCCAGAUCGUGGGAACAGCGGAGCCUGAGCC